GUAUCUUCGAUUUCAACCACCAACCUCACGACAAGGAAGGCAGCAACCACCUCUCCUCCUCGCAGCACAGCCAGCAACCCGUCGCUCGUCUGCAACAAUGGCUGCCAUCAACAAGAUCGCCCUUAACUCGCCCUCGAGGCAGAACCCCUCCGAGCUGGAGACCGCGAUCGCCGGUGCUCUUUUCGACCUCGAGAGCAACACACAGGACCUGAAGGCCACCCUUCGGCCCCUGCAGUUCGUCUCUGCCCGUGAGGUUGAGGUUGGUCACGGCAAGAAGGCCGUCAUCAUCUUCGUCCCCGUCCCUCUUCUCCAGGGCUUCCACAAGAUCCAGCAGCGCCUGACCCGUGAGCUCGAGAAGAAGUUCUCCGACCGCCACGUCCUCUUCGUUGCUCAGCGCCGCAUCCUGCCCCGCCCCAAGCGCUCUGUCAACUCCCGCACCACCCAGAAGCAGAAGCGCCCUCGUUCCCGCACUCUGACCGCCGUCCACGACGCCGUCCUCAGCGACCUCGUCUACCCCGUCGAGAUCGUCGGCAAGCGCAUCCGCACCAAGGAGGAUGGCUCCAAGACCCUCAAGGUCAUCCUUGACGAGAAGGAGCGUGGUGGUGUUGACCACCGCCUCGACGCCUACGGCGAGGUCUACCGUCGGUUGACCGGCCGUGCUGUUGUCUUCGAGUUCCCCCAGGGUGGUGCCUCUGACUACUAGACCACGAAAUUCUUUUUUCCAUAAUGCAUCUUCUUUUUUUUUUCAACCCCUUUAUGAAAAAAGAAACCAACAUGUUGUUUUAAAGAAUCUGGUCUGGGAAAAUCAGGAUUAACAGGGAAUUCAAAUAUGAUGGCUGUGUUGUUGUGAGGACAAUUUUUAAAAGAUCUUUUUUUUAAAAAACGAAACAUUAUCUUUAAACCCAAACUCCCCUAACCAGCCGAGCCGGCGGUUCCAUGCCACUUGCCAAUUGCCAAUUGCCAACCAAUCGGCAAGCUCCUGUACUUGGCUUAAUUCGAUUAGAGGAAUCUCCAACUUAUCUC
Molecule: messenger RNA, 1023 nt
Organism: Aspergillus aculeatus ATCC 16872
Lineage: Eukaryota; Fungi; Ascomycota; Eurotiomycetes; Eurotiales; Aspergillaceae
Product: 40S ribosomal protein eS7
Exons: 3
Coding region: 98-703 (201 amino acids)
Biological process (GO): ribosomal small subunit biogenesis; translation; rRNA processing
Cellular component (GO): cytosolic small ribosomal subunit; small-subunit processome; ribosome
Molecular function (GO): structural constituent of ribosome
Source: RefSeq, a predicted model, not a curated record